ACGAGUGAAUAUCAAUAAAUCUGAUUCAAACCGAAAUAAAAACUCGCGCGCUGAUGAGAUUUCGAUUCGGCCUGACCUCUCUCCGCCCAUUUCAAAACUCAUAAACCCUCCCUUCCUAACCUCUCUCUUUCCUACUCCACACUCCAGCAAUUCAGACUGACCCCCGCAAAAAUGAGACUCUCUCGUGCAUUCAGGGCCAAACCACGGGAAAACCAGUGCAACUACGACAACAACUGCAACUCGACAGCGUAUCCGUCGCCUCCACUGUCUGAGAGUACUGCGCAGACACGCAGAUCGCGGCGUAGUCGGUUUUUUGCGUUGUUCAAAACUCGCAGUCAGAGUACUAUUGCGAAUUCUGAAUUCAGCGGAAGAUCACCGGUAGAAAGUAUCUCGAUCAAGCCUGCUCUCGAUUAUCCUCGACAAAAGACUAUCUCUCGACAUUUCCAGAUCUUUACUUUUAAGAUCCAGAGGAAGAAGAAGAAGCAACUGUCUGUAUUACCUCUGCAAGAUCACGAAGAAUUCAGCGGCAAGAUGGAAAUCCCUGCUCUUCGACAAUCAGGCGCACAGCUAUUCCGCCAAUCUGAUGAGAAUGGUGGAAUACCAUCAAAAACAAAAGCAAACGCAAAAGCAGACACCGAGAAAGUGGAGAAAAGAAGUGGUUCGAUCUUUCGGAGACGCAGGGGGAAGAAAGCAGUGGAGGGCGGUGAAGAUGGGGGUAUGAAGAAGCGUACGACAGGGUUAGCUGUGCUGUCGAAUGGCAAUGUGCAGGCUCCUCAGUCUGUCGUAUCUGAACUUCAGACAGCAGAUGAAGUGGUUUCAGAAGAAGAAAUCUACGAUCAAGUCUACCUCGAGAGCAGCAGCGAGCGAGCACAAGCCGACGAAGAGGCAAGUCCGAGAUACGUCGGUCAUGCGACUAUCAACGACCAGGCUAUCAGCGAGGCGCAGAAGCUGUUGAAAGACUCACUUCGCCGGAAACCAGACAAGAGUGCUCUUGACUGUGAAGCGCCAGAGGUUAUCCCGGUCGAGCAGGAUCCGACCGACGACGUACUACCCGCGGACCAAAGCGGAGCAACCGGCGGCGUCACUGGGUUCUUGUCGGGAUGGUACAAGAGUCUUCCGGCGAUCAACAUUUUCAGCGAGAGAGACAGACAGAGAGAGACAAGAGAGCAGGUGAGAAGGAAGGCGACAGUCAGCGAGGAGGAGGAGGAGGAGGAGGAUGAGUGGAUGAAGUAUGAGCGCAGGUGGAGUAUCUGGGAUGAGCCGUAUGGCGGGUAUUCUACGGUGCACUCGUGGUACUGGGGCGGGACUCCGUUGGUGUAGAGUUGAUGUUCUUCUGUUGUUCUUCUGUUCUUUUUCAUGUUAUUCUUGUUGUUCUUCUUCUUCUUAUUGUUAUUGUUCUUCUUCAAGUGAUGAGUGGUGACGUCACUGCCGGCUCUUCGCGGCUCGCCUGGGUGCUUCUAGAACGAGCCCUAAACCACCUGAGCCUCACGUGCCGGUCGCAUAAAUCAGACGAAGCUGCUUCUG
Messenger RNA from Myxozyma melibiosi, 1524 nucleotides. RefSeq lists its product as uncharacterized. The transcript is spliced from 4 exons. The coding region runs from base 172 to 1320 and encodes 382 amino acids. NCBI's taxonomy places the organism in Eukaryota, Fungi, Ascomycota, Lipomycetes, Lipomycetales, Lipomycetaceae. The record is from RefSeq and is a predicted model, not a curated record.